UGAUAAUUGUGUGUCCUCGCAGUGCUAGACGUAAAAAUGUCUUGUGAUUGAAAACAUAUUAUUUUGUAUUAAUCACCUUUUUUUUCAGGUUUAAUAUGGAGAACGGAUUCGAUUUAAACGCGUUAUUGACGAAUUAUGGACAUCUCCAUAAAGUCAAACCACAACAAUUUACAAGUGUAUCCAAUGGCGUUAAAAAACGUCUUGAGACCACCAUAAAGCGCAGACAGAGCUGUCGACUGACUAUUUUUGAUCGACUUAGAAAUUUACCUCAAAAUAGUCCAGUACCAAAAAUAACUAAAGAAGAGAAACUGAAACAAAAAGCUGAAGAGAGAAAGUUGCAACUCGAGAAAUGGAAGCAAGAAAAAGAAAAAAACAAAAAGCAUGCUGCUGCUACUAAAAAAAAGCCAUUUGUUGUAGGUGCUGUAAGGCCUCCACCUACAUUGGAGCAGUUACCAAAAAUUAUGCCUAGCACAUCAGGUAGAGUUACAAGAUCACAAGUAAAGAAAACAACUAUAACUAAACAGGCACCAUCCAAAACAAGGAAAUCAUUUGCACCUGAGAAUGCAACUUUUUGCCCUCCUAUUAUUAAAGGACUGGAAGAAAUGCCUGUCUUGAUUUUGCCAUCUUCACGGAAAGGAAAAUUAACAAUGGUUAGUUUUGAACCAGUUAUAUCAGAAAUCAAAUCAAAUAAUAUUUCAUUUGUUAAAUCUAACAAAGUUAAGGAGGUUGUUAGCAAAGAAAAUAAAAAGUUAGAAUUAGUUGAUACUGUUGAAAACACGAAAAAUUUUAAUGUUGGCGAGAAGAAUAGAAUAAAGUUGAAAAAAAAAUCAAUAACCAUUGAGACUUCACAAUCAGAUGAGAGUGAAUCUGAUAAACCUUCAACCAGAAUUUCCAAAAACUUAAAUAACCCUAAAAAGAAUAAAACCAUAACUAAACAUACUUCUAUCAAAGACUCUGUGUCCAUAAAUGAAAAACACUUCAUAGAUGAACCUAAAUUUUCUAGUGUUAAAGAAAAUAAACAAAAGUCUGACAAGCUCCAUAAAAAGCAGAUAAUAUCUGAUCAUAGUAUCCCUGAAGAAGUGUCAGAAAAUAUUAUUAAAGUUUCUCACAAAAAGGAAAAUGGAAAGAGAGGAAAGCUGAGCACUAUCACAAUCACUAGUUCUGAAGAUAGUUCACCCAUUGAAAAAAGAAACACAAGAAAAUCUGCUGUACAAAGAAAGAAGAACAACAAAACGAAAGAUUUGGAUUUAAUAGAAAUUAAGGAUGUACCUAUACCUUACAUUUACUUAGAUAGCACAGACUCUCAACUCAGUGAGUCACCAAUAGUUAAGGCUAGAAAAUCUAAAUCAUUGCCUACCACUCAUACGGGCUCAAAGAGAACCCCAGUGAAACCAAUACCAAAUAGCGAAUCUAACUCUGAAGAGAGAUUACGGUCUCCUCCAGAAAUUCCACUGACACCAGAACAGAUUUCAGAGAUAGCAAACCUACACAGUCCUUGCAUCACAACAUCCCGAGGGAAAGAUAAUGCUAGGCGGGAAAUGCAAAAGAAACUUAAAGAAGGUCUUCUCGCCGAACAUAUUGAAUCUAUGGACACUGUCAACCAUUUCCACCGUCAGUUGAAUAUGGAAACAAAUCGGCUGACGGAGAUGGCCGACCACUGGGAACAUAUUUUGGAACAGAAUACGCUGCCUGAUUUUGUUCAGGAGGCAAUACUCGCAGCGGUAGGACAGGCGCGACUACUGAUGUCCCAGAAGUUCCAGCAGUUCGCUGGUCUCGUGGAUCGCUGUGACGCUGCCGACCCGUCCCAGCCGCUGGUGACUCCGGUUGAUCUACAGGGCUUUUGGGAUAUGGUGUAUAUGCAAGUGGAAAACCUAGACGUUCGUUUCGCGAAGUUAGGGGAGAUGCAGGCUCGCGGUUGGGCGCCGGAGGAGAGGCCUCGAGAGAAGAGGCGCAAAGCACCUCCACCGAAAGCAGCCAAACCUGUCACCACCAGCCGUAUUAAGGACAUGAUUGCCGCCGCUCGUAAGGCCAAAAAGGAGCAAGAAGCUCCAGAGAGUAGCAAGACCUUUGAGGCGGGGUUCUUCAGCGUGCAGUCCCCGAUCCGAACUCCGGCGCCGGCCACCCCGAACAAACCCACCACUCUGUUGAAAGCCGUACUCUCCAGCGAGGCGAAGAAGGCGUCUGCUUCUAAGAAUGCCGCUUCUUACGCGAUGCUACGGGCGUCAAUGAUCGGAAAGAACAUAGAUCCGGAAUAUGAUGCCAGCAGUUUGGAUUUAAUACAAUUUACACCCAUAAACCUAAAAGCAACACCCGGCCGCAGUAUCCUCAAGUCUGGGGCCAAAAAUGCCCGCAAAUCUCUUAAAGUGGUCCUCUUCGAUAGUUCCGAUACCAACCCUCUAGAUUCUUCUCUCGAUAAAGACAUCAGCGGCAUCAAGAGACUCGAAAGUGAAGACUCACCGAGUUCAGAACUGGAAAACCCUCGAGAGAUGGAGAAUCAAGAUAAAGAAACGACCGAAGACGAUGAAGAUGUAAAAGAGAGUACGGAAGAGUCAAUCGGAAAAGAGAACGUAGACGGGUCUAUGAUAAAGGAAAAUGACGCGUCCGAGGAGGCCGAAAUUAAAAAGACCAAAAGAGGGCGGAGUCCUAGAAUCGUCCGACAGGACGCCGUCGAUUUCAGCCCGGUGAAGACGCGAAGUGGAAGAAAAUCCGAAAAUCUCAGAAAGGACGUACUUCAAGAAGCAAACAUUAACACGCCGAGACGGUCCUUAAGGAGAAAAUCCAUGAUGGCUGAAAAGUAAUUCGUCUCCAAGUCCAUCAUUUCUCCUCUUUUGGUGGAAGAUACGAAACGUUGUUCCUUGAAUUAAUUCUUAUGACCAAAAAUCUAUGGACGUUAGUUAAAGUAGAUUUUUAAGUCAGAAUAGCCAAUAAUUAUGUUUAAUUAUAAUUUGGUUUUACUGAUGAAUAGUGAAACUCUUUUUAGGUAUUUUUAUUAAGCUUCGAAUAUUAACAAUGUACGUAAUUAACACACAUCAAUCUUUCCUUAUCAUGCCAUUUUCUAUCUUCUCAAAAUUAUUCAUUUUGAUAUUUUUGUAUUUGUAUGUUUAUACUUAUGACACUGGACCGAUUAUACAAUUAUUUCACAAUUAAAAGUAGUUAGUAGUCUAUAUCAUCCAAAAUAUAUGAAUAUUCUGGAAAUAAAUAUGCUUUGCCGCGGGAAGUUAAAUGUAAUCAUUGGUUUUAAAAAUAUGUAAAUAAAGGAUUUUUGUCGUUUUUAUUAAA
This is a messenger RNA of Pieris brassicae (large cabbage white), 3279 nucleotides long. RefSeq lists its product as uncharacterized. Lineage: Eukaryota; Metazoa; Arthropoda; Insecta; Lepidoptera; Pieridae. The coding region runs from base 96 to 2798 and encodes 900 amino acids. The transcript is spliced from 9 exons. Gene Ontology annotation, biological process: signaling. The record is from RefSeq and is a predicted model, not a curated record.